Eurytemora carolleeae is the source of this 1094-nucleotide messenger RNA. RefSeq lists its product as uncharacterized. NCBI's taxonomy places the organism in Eukaryota, Metazoa, Arthropoda, Copepoda, Calanoida, Temoridae. Bases 37 to 1014 code for a protein of 325 amino acids. The record is from RefSeq and is a predicted model, not a curated record. The transcript has 9 exons.
GAUUACAUCAGUAGCUGAGGAACAUUGAGGAGCAAAAUGGUUUCAACUCAAACAAUAUUAUUAGUCAGCUAUUUUCUCACAGCGUUGUCUGGCAGCCCAGUAAUCGAGGGAACUAGAAAUAAUCUUGAGAAAAAUCAUGAAAAUAUUUUGCCUAAACAAAAAUCCGUCAAGAAAGAAGAAUUAGAAAUCCACGAAAACCAAGCUAAAGAACUGUACAGAAAAGAACAGGAUGAUGAAAAUGAAAAAGAAAUGAAAAAUGAAACAAAAAAAGAUAUAUCUUACCCAGAUCGGGACAAUUUAUUACAAGAAGUAUUCACUACAACAGAUAAAACAGAUAUUCCGGAUGCUGAUGAUGAGGAACUAACUGAUGAUGAAAUCGAUAGAUAUGAUUCAGUAGAUGUGUAUGAUUUCUACAGUUGGGAGCAGUUGACGGAUAUAUUUCCGGAAACAGUAUUUCCGGAAGGAUGGACGGAAGGAGUUGUAAAGUUUUUUACGGAACCUUCCUCUCCCUUCAACUACGCAUUAAGUUAUGACUAUAGUUCUCUUGUUGACUCUGUAAAGCAUCUGAUAGAGUUUAUUGUGAGUGAUAAGUCUCCUGGCGCCUAUAUUGUCAACUACGAUUACUCAACUUUGUUCAGCAGAGUUCAAAACUUUAUUUCGUCAGGAGACUACAGAGGAAUACUGGACGAAUCUGUGGAAUAUUUUGAAGACACUUUAGGUGCGCAUGUAGCUCGUGGGUUUGGUUUGGUUUUCUUCAUAAUAAUCUCUGCAGUUCUAGUGAUCGUCUUCCUUCCUCUACUAGCACUGGUUGGUUCAUUUGCAGCAGCCAUUAGUGUUGCUCUUCUUCUAGGCAGCGAUAUUUUAGCAGCAAAGUUGAUUGAAGAAUUUGGAGUGGUAGAUCUUGGUGGACAGAGUUCCAUUUACCGUGGAUUCAAAACUGUAGCGGAAACAUAUUUUUCCGGAAUUAGCUUUCCGGUUUUUGACUUUCCGAAUAUCAUUGAGUACCUAAAAUAGAUAAGUUAAAAAUUGUAAAUUGUAUAAAUGUUAUAUAAUUGUUGAGAAUUACAUUUAAAAAUACAUUUCAAAUAGAUCCA